AUGGAGCACUCACUGCCACUCAACAUGAUGGACGACAUUGAUGCGUUUCUGGAACUCGAAGCACCCGCUUACGGAUACGACGAGACCGAGCAAUAUCUCGACACUGCCAGCUCAUCUGAGACCACAAGCCCUAUCAUGUCAAAUUUUGAUAUGACGUUUGUAUCCGACUUCAAUGGCACAGAAAACAGCAUGUACCCCAGUCCAAUGAGCUCAACGCGCGACACGGCGUCACCGCAACCGUCUUCGGAUCCCAAAGCAGUUGCAUCCGCCGCUAAGCCACCAGCCAAGAGGAAGCGCGAAAACAGAUACAAGAAUGCCCCCCCCUCAGUCCUUUCGCGCCGCCGGGCACAAAACAGAGCCUCACAGCGGGCAUAUCGUGAGCGCAAGGACCAGCGCAUCAAGGACCUCGAGGUCAUGCUCUCGGAGCAGAAGCAGAAGAAUGACUCCCUCAGUCAGGCCUACUCGGCUCUCCAUGCUGAGUACCUCAAGGUCCGGGGAGCUCAAGCAAGGGCACACCAGCAGAUGCCGCGACACCACCCGGCCACCGCACCUCCGCCGCCGGUGGCUUACGAUCCGUCCUCCCACAUGGGCAUGCCAGCGGCCCAUCCCGGAGCCAUGGAGUACGCCGAUAACAUGUACAUGUAUCAGAACAUGCAGCCUUACGCCCUAUGA
Molecule: messenger RNA, 672 nt
Organism: Colletotrichum truncatum
Lineage: Eukaryota; Fungi; Ascomycota; Sordariomycetes; Glomerellales; Glomerellaceae
Product: bZIP transcription factor
Biological process (GO): regulation of DNA-templated transcription
Cellular component (GO): RNA polymerase II transcription regulator complex
Molecular function (GO): DNA-binding transcription activator activity, RNA polymerase II-specific; transcription cis-regulatory region binding
Source: RefSeq, a predicted model, not a curated record